AUGGUAGGGGAAGUUUUUGUCAGCGGAACCCUAGAACUGAGGAAAAACGUUACUGGGGAUGUUCUCAUCAUCGGCUUGGGAGCAGGUUUCAUGAACAACUUUCUACACUAUCACUUCCCCGAUUUAAACAUUACUGUUGUGGAAAUCGAUCCAAAGAUACUUGGAAUCGCCAAGAAAUGGUUUGCUUUGGAAAUGGACAACAAUCACAGUGUGGAUAUCAGAGACGGAAUAAUGUUCAUUAAGGAAGCUGUUAACAAAGGUUUUGAUCACAAAAAACUCUUUAUAGUUCCUACAGAGUUUCCCACGCCAUAA
Messenger RNA from Haemonchus placei, 312 nucleotides. NCBI's taxonomy places the organism in Eukaryota, Metazoa, Nematoda, Chromadorea, Rhabditida, Trichostrongylidae. The record is from the annotation of a GenBank genome assembly.